CAGGGCUCGGUCAUCGCUUCGUGUGAAUAUGAGUGUUUUAGGGUAUAUAAACCGAAAUAUUGGAUCCUGUUGUUAGAUAAAUGCGUUAUAGUUACAGUAAGGACAGAUAUUGCCUAAAUUAAAUUGCUGUUACUUCCCUUUCGAUAUUGAUCAUUAAUUAUAUUUUUUAUUUUAAUAUACAGGGAAUUCCCAAAUUCGAAAUGGAAACUGAAAAUUCUUCGAGUUAUUCCGAAGAGCAAGAAAAUAAGGAGGCGAUGCAGGUGUUGAAGAGCGAACGAUUUGAAAAUUCCUUCAAAGAUGCCGUAGAGGUGAAGAAAAGUUGGGAUAACCUUUUCCCUUUUACAAUUCUAGACGAUCUAUUGGAAAAGGAUAGCAAACUGUACGAAAACGACGAAAUCGUUCGUUGCAGAAGAAAUUCGGCAAAGAAUCUUUCAAACGCAAAACAAUGGUCACAAAUGGUAACCGGAGCAUUUUGGGAAAUCGUUAAUGGCCAGGAAGAUAAAGCCGUUAGAGAGUUUCGAAAAUUAGGCUUAUAUAAUUCUCUAUACGAUUUCGUUCAUCAUAUCAAGUAUUUCGAGACGGUAAAGAAGGUAAUGGAAGAGAGAGGCGAAAGAGUAUAUAUUUUUGGUCGUAGUCGUUGUUCCAUUCACGAUAUAGAUAAGUUACAUCCGAUCAUGUUGGUCGGUUAUGCCGAAAAAUUCGACGACCACAAGGAUACGUUAUUAUGGCAAGUCACUUUAGAGAAACACAUAAAAAUGAACCCGCAUCAUCAAGGAAAUCGUCUUUGGAGCAACGAAAAUAAUUAUUCGGAUGAUUUAAAGUACGUAGCGUUGGGAGAGAUGAUAUGCGAUAAAGUUUCUAGAAGAUUACAGAAAGAUUUAAAAGGAAAAUUGGACGAAGACAUGUGGAAUGUCGAUAUUAAGUACUUCGACGGAUUGCCACCGUACUGGUUAGCAAAAGCCUUGGAGAUUUUAAAUAAAUUAAAACGAUCGAAAUGAAAAACACGCAAUAGAUGGAUUGUAUAUCUUUAAAUUUAAAUCAAUUUUGAAAUAUAAAAAUGUAUUCGAAAUAAAAAUAGAAAUUUUAUUAUACUUAAAAUCUACUUAGCUUUUGAACGUCUUUCCUUAAACAAGACUUUGAAAAUUUCAAUAAUUGACUCUUUGUAAAGAUGCCAUUGUGAGUGUAAUAAAGUAACAGUAUAUUA
This is a messenger RNA of Centruroides sculpturatus (bark scorpion), 1204 nucleotides long. RefSeq lists its product as uncharacterized. The coding region runs from base 201 to 998 and encodes 265 amino acids. Lineage: Eukaryota; Metazoa; Arthropoda; Arachnida; Scorpiones; Buthidae. The record is from RefSeq and is a predicted model, not a curated record. The transcript has 3 exons.